Prunus mume (Japanese apricot) is the source of this 994-nucleotide messenger RNA. RefSeq names its product tRNA dimethylallyltransferase. NCBI's taxonomy places the organism in Eukaryota, Viridiplantae, Streptophyta, Magnoliopsida, Rosales, Rosaceae. The record is from RefSeq and is a predicted model, not a curated record.
GUUGUGUUGUGCUGCUCUAUCCUUCCCCAAACUCAAAGAUGGAAGAAUAUAAUGAGCUUGGCGUGCUCUGUUUCAAACUCUCUCUUCAAACCUGAAAACUGCAAACUUCUCCCUCAAAUUCUCAAGUCUAAAUUGGGUAUUAAUUAAAAAAUAGAAUCAUGUACACCAUUUCUGUUUCUCAGUUCAUCAUCUUCUCUUCUAUGCCUUCCUCAAUUUUUCCAAGAUACCCAACUCCUUAUCCUUCACUUUUACCAAAAAUAACCCCAUAUCCCCUCACUCACUCUUCAAGAAAGCUCUCAGUCUCAGUAUUUUCAAAGCCCUCUGAGGCAGAAGAAGAGCUCUCAGCCCCGGAGGACGAGUGGCUGAAGAGGCUACCGGACAAGAAGAAGCCUCUGUACUCUCACAGCCUCCCUUGCAUUGAGGCCUGGCUUAGGAACUUGGGGUUUUACCAGAGCAAAGAGGACCGGGCCGUUUGGCUGGUUGAGAAGCCAGAGUGGCAGGCCCAGCUCUCACUCGACGUCACCGAUCUCUAUGUAAGGUAUCUAAAGACCGGACCGGGUAAUCUUGAAAAGGAUGUGGAGAGGAGAUUUAGUUAUGCACUGAGCAGAGAGGACAUCGAGAAUGCAGUGCUUGGAGGACCUUGAGGACAACAGAGAUUGUUCCUGCUGGCCUGGUUUUUGCUCUUCUGAAUUUAUUGAGCUCGUGAAGGCACUGAUUACCUCAUUGGUUGAUGGACUUGUGUGAAUAGGUUACUUUCUAUUCUUAUGAAAGUACCUAUCAGCCUAUCCAUACGAGAACUUUGAGAUAAAUAAUGGGCUAUUUGUUAGUUGUAACUUAAACUAGUUGUGUGAUAAGAGCCUUUGUGAUCAGAAGAAUUAUUAUUUUAGGUUAGAGCUAGGGAGGUGCUUAGUGGUGCAAAUGCUGUAGACAAUUUUCAAAUUGAAUGUAUACUUCGUUUGGUAAUAAAAUUGAAUGUAUACUUCUCUUUUAUUAA